Molecule: messenger RNA, 687 nt
Organism: Gamsiella multidivaricata
Lineage: Eukaryota; Fungi; Mortierellomycota; Mortierellomycetes; Mortierellales; Mortierellaceae
Exons: 1
Coding region: 1-687 (228 amino acids)
Source: RefSeq, a predicted model, not a curated record
AUGGCCUCAUCCCGACCCCGGAUCCCUCGAUCCAUCCUCUCCCUAGUCCUCCUCCUCUUCAUCACCACCGCUCUCCUUCUCUCCUCUGUGCAGGCACAAGAGUCCCCCUCUGCAUCUCCCUCUCCUUCAGAACAACCGACCGUGGCGUCAACCGAGCCACUGACCCCCACCCCCACCGUCGAUCCUGUUACCCCUACCCCGGAUCCUGCUGUCCCUACCACAGACCUCCCUACUCCCACAAGUGCUCUCCCAACAACCACUGCCGCCCCCAUACCCUCUGCCACUCCCAUCUUCUCGACCUCUGACGCCUGUGUCAGCUGCAAGAGCAAUUACCUUGCUGUCUACAACUGUGCGUCAAGAAUCCCAGUCAACGGCAACCUGACGACCAUCAGUCAGGUCUUCCCCUUCUAUCAGUGCAUUUGUCCAAACGAUGGCGAGCUGAUCGAUGCCCUUCAAGAAUGCAGUGUCUGUUUGCGCCAGACUGGACAGCUCACGUAUCUCAAUCGCACCUUCUAUAACGUUACAAACCAGGACGUCAAGGCCAUGAAGCAGGCCUGUCUCGAGACCUCGGAUGGACUCAAGGUCCCCAACAAGGCAGGAGGCAGGUGGGACAUGCUUCUGUCCGCCGCUGCUUGGGGUACCAUCUCAGCGAUGGUCCUGGUGCUUGUACCUCUAGGGGGACUAUAA